Molecule: messenger RNA, 4307 nt
Organism: Phanerochaete carnosa HHB-10118-sp
Lineage: Eukaryota; Fungi; Basidiomycota; Agaricomycetes; Polyporales; Phanerochaetaceae
Exons: 11
Coding region: 177-4208 (1343 amino acids)
Source: RefSeq, a predicted model, not a curated record
AUUUCACCAAAGUGAUCACGCCUAGGCUCGACUCUAAACGCACAGCAUGUUUGGCGCGCUGCGCUGCGACGAAUAUCUCCACUGGGUUGGGAUGAGAUACUUAAAGCCAGAGUCAGGAGGCUCAAACGGCCAGGGCCUGCAGUGUCUGCGCCUCUUUCCUGUCUGCGUCCUCUAACAUGUGUCACGGCGAGAACAACGCCCCGCACGCUACCUCUUACCUGAAUGCUCAGCUACAGGCACUCUGGAAAAUAUCUUCGGAGUGCGUUGAACAUCAUGGCACGUAUCUCAAGCCCGACUUGAACUAUCGGUAUUCGUUUGCGCUGGCGGAGUACUACUAUGGCAAGCACCGCUCGGGUGCGCAGGCGGCGGUCGAUGACAUGUGGUUCCACGCGAAGUUCCAAGCUCCCACUCUCGAUUUCUUGUGCAACCACGAAGCUCUCGUUCAGAUCAACAUCGACGAAGGUCAUUUCAAUUCCGAGCAUGCUCGGGCUUCGGACACUACGGCGGCCGACCGCUUCCGCAACUUGACCGUUUCCGAAACUUCGGCCACGUUCCGCGUGCCGUUCAAGAUGACGGGCAUCAAGGGCAGAGACACGAUCAUUGGCAGUAGCGAAAAUGUCAUCAAUAUGCUCGUCUUUGAUUACAAGAGUGCUGUACUUAUCGACACCGCACCCAAGAGGCAAGAGCGCGAGAGGCAGUCCCUCGAAAUUUACCUCCGCACCUACCUCCAAUUCCUCCAGGCUGCGGGUCACCACGUCCUCUUUUCCCUGCCGGACUUCAAUAUCGAGAAUCCGAACGUCCUCAUCGACUUUUCCCAGGCCGCACGCGUCCUUCUCAAUAUUUCUGAAGUUCAGGGCAUAUCGAUCGAACAAAUCAACCGGUUCCUGUCGACCUCGUGGCUCAAGGCCGCCAUGCUGGCGGGAGCUCAGAAUGGCCUCCCCGUCGACCGCCCUGCCAUCUCGCUCGCCGAGUAUCGAAGCACGUGGGUUCUACGCGACGAGAAUAUCCACUUCCACCUCAAGUUCGGCGCUCCUCAAGUCGCAGCCCUGUGCAAUGACGAGAUCCUCUUAUACUUCCUUGUCGACGAGGCGCUCUUCUACGACGGCGAAGAUUUCCAAGUGGCACCGAUCAAGAAUUUCUACGACUGGAAGGUUGCCGUGCUUUUCAACGUCAUCCGCGAGAGCGAAGACGAAGGUAAAGUGAUACGGUGCAAGAUCGAUGUUCAGAGCAGCCGCUACAUGCAGCAGUUCUCCGUCUUCGAGGGCUGUGUCGAAUCCGACGAAGACGAUUUGCACUGCAUGAACCACGUCAUCAGCUUCAUCACCGGCGAGUAUCUGAAUGUCCUCGAGAACGCCCAAUACCAUAUCAUCUACCACUUCGACGCGCGUUGGCCGAAGAUUGGCAGCAUCUUCGACGAGCAACAGACCGACGAGGUCGAGAUCGACGCCGAGUGGUCCCGCAACGAAGUGACCGAGGACGGCCGAACGGCGUCGAAGACGGCGAUCUGGCGCGACAUCACCCAGAAGAGCGACAUGUACGGCUUCGACCAGAUCACCGCCCUCUCCCAGGCUGCCAUCAACAUGUACUACCGCUCCAUCUGGACACAGGUCCAGGCCUCCGCCAGUACGUCUGUCGCUGAGACGCUAGUCUUCCAAUGGAAGUUCGAAGACUAUUUCGAGGCCGAGUUCAAGCCGCCAACGGUGCGCCUGCGCGAGGAUGGUCGGGCGAUCGUCUUCCUUCACAUUAAGCGCGGCUUCUUGAAGCCUCUGCGCAACUGGGCCCCCUACCCUGAUGGCGACAAGUUCGAGUUCGAAGAUUGGCGGAUCGCUUUCGAGGCCGACCUCAAGAUGUGCGAUCACUCAGCGUUGACGGAGAUCGGUCCCGAGUGGCAGACCGCAUUCAAGAAGUCUCGGGUCUAUGAGCAGUACGGGACGAGUGAGAUAGUCGACUUCAAGCACAUUUAUCUCGACUUCCAGAAUGUAACCUUCCUGCACGAGUCUUCUCGCUUCGACGGGCUGUUCACCGCUCAGAACAAGCGCUCCAUCGACAAGGUGCAAGCAGCAGUUGUCUACCUCCGCGACUAUUACCUCAAGCAGCUCGUUUCCGCGGGUCACCAUGUGCUCUACACUAUCCCAGUCCUAAGCAGACCGUCGGCAGAGCUGUACCAGUGCCUCACCAGCGUCGUCUUCCACAUCUACUCGAAGAAGAUAUCGAGCGAGUACAACUGGAACGAACAGUCUCGUGCUUCAGAGCCGAUCAUCAUCAUCUUGGGCAUGUGCGGCGGCAGGCCUAUGCCCGCCUCUGUUCUGCAGUACUCGACAGAGUGGGUCGUUCGCGCAGGAAGAUUCUCGUCUUACGGCACUGCGGCCAUCUCGGGUGGUCUGUUCUUGAGAGAGAGGCUCCUGCGGAGGCUGUCCGAGAUCAACACCAGAACGACUGUCAUCCCCCGCUUCUCUGGUAUUGAACGCGAUACGUGGAAGCUCAAGCUCUCUUGCUGGUCCGACCACCCCGAAAGGCAGAACGAGAAUUGCGUCUUCACUCUCGACCCUGGAAGUCGUGCAGACGGCUCCCUGAGGUACUUCUGGCAGCACCACGACAAGUACAACUACGAGCAUCGAGGCGGAAACUACAUCAUGACUGGACAAUAUUCAGUUGCAUGCAUCACUCAGAACUACCUCGAGAUUCCCACCACCUUCAAGCACGGUACAAUGGAGAUCAAGUUGGGGGGCACCGUCAGCAUUGAGGUCUUCGUGAACACUUCCUCGGCCUGGCGGUCGUCAUCCACUGCUGUCUGGCAGGCUUCCAUCGCUGUUCAUUCGGAGGCCAACGGUCUGAAGGUCAGCUCAGUGCGCAGCCAGACGCAGUUCACCAGGCCAAACACGGAGGGUGAAACAUACACUUCUUUGGCUCUCGAUCCCGAAGCAUUGCUCAGGAGCGUGAUUCCCUCGAGCAUCGACCUGACCGAGGCAAUGGAGGAGCUCAAGAUUUUCGAGCAGGCUUGGUACUCGUGCUACCCGGGUAUGGGCGCGUACAACCUGGUCCAGCCUGUCUUCAAUUCGAAGGGCGACUUGCUGUUUGAGCUUCAAGCGCGGACUGCGACAGCAGCAACUACUGUCGGCGCCCCAUCCUCGUCUCCUACGUCGAAGUUCAAACCAAAGCACGAUAACAGAAAUCGCGCCCCGGCUCGACCAGGAUUGCAACCAACGUACUCUUCAAGGGACGGUUCUUCCUCUCAUUCGCGGCAGCCAAGCUUCGAGCACCUUCAUGUUGACACUGGGAGCACGCAGAUACGCCAAUCAUUCUCACGAAGCAGCGCAGGGGGAGGACUCUCUGCCGAACCCGGUUCGCUUUCGGCCGGCGUAUCCCCCUAUCCCAACAUGCCCAGUUCUACAUCGCCCAUGGGCCCGCCGUUCUCGCAGUCGCCUCAGUUCGAAGACUACACUACCAACAUCAACGGCCUCCGUUCGCCUCCCUUGAUCAAUCGCCCCAUGUCCUCCGCAGGAAGCCGUCCUGCAUCCUCGAUGGCCAACAAUGUGCGCGCUACACCUCCGCAGAAUGGCCCUUACUCGUUCAACGGCACUUCGACGUACUCGAUGUCGCCACCUCAGCAGCAUGAGAUUCCAUCCGAUGGUGUCCACUUCCGUACCACGACUCCCUCCGCUGGUCAGCGCAACUUCGACUCUGGCAGCGUCCGGGUCCAUGUCACCGGCGGUGGUCAAGGCAACAACGUUCCAGAUAUCCGCGUCACCGACACAGUGGCUGGCCCUCGAGGGCAGACCUUCUCGUCGUUCCCGCAGUUCGCCGGCAACUCGUUCCAGCAGCCGACUCCGAUGGCGGCUCCGCGCCCUACGUCUGCGGCCGGGAUGCAGUACCGCAUGUCUGGUACCGCCAGCGGACGUGCGACGCCAGUGACCCAGCACCAGACUGGGUCUGCCGACAUCAGCUCCCCUGAGGGUCGGCGGGCGAUGCGUGAGGGCAUGAGGCAGGAGGCGUUCGGCAUGUCUGCGGGGGCCGGCGCGUUUGACAACGCCGCUGGCUUCAGUGGAUUCCCUGGAACGGAAUACAGGUCGAGCUCGCGUAUGUCGAGCAGAGGUGGGAUGAUGUCUGGAGGCGGGUCGAGCAUGUCGGGCGGAGGGAGCUUCCAGGCGUCCGGCCGGUAUGGCGAUUUCUCUCCAGUAGACUUCACGCAAGUGUCCGUCGUCGAAUGAGGCCCCCAAUCACUCCCUUGUAGUAUCCGCAUGCCUGUGCUGUAUGCAACGUCUUUUAGAAGCUCGUAGCACUAUUCCGAAUUUACAUUCCUGGUGCCG